Molecule: messenger RNA, 5611 nt
Organism: Drosophila serrata
Lineage: Eukaryota; Metazoa; Arthropoda; Insecta; Diptera; Drosophilidae
Source: RefSeq, a predicted model, not a curated record
AUAUACAACAAAACACGCAAUAAAUAUUGAAUAUAAGAAGCUUGGCAAUCGGUCUAGCUCUGAUAAUGUAAUCAUGAUCAGUCACAGUCAAAUUGGGCAUUUUUUAGUUGCCAGCAUCAAGUACAUUUGUUUAAAUUUCACGUGCUAAAUUCCGAAAGAAUCCUUGUACAAUUGCUUUACGACUUCUCAACUCUUAUUGACCACAACGACGGUCUGAGUGCAAAGGCGCGCCAUGUCUAAACGAGGAGCAAGAGCGAGCCUUAUGGCCUACGUCUCGGCCGAGGAGAACCUUCUGGAUUGCUACUCGCCGGCAGGAGGUGAUAUGGAAGUGAUGGCGGGGCCAUCGGCCAGACCGGACGCUCGUGCGGGCGUGGUUGACAGUGAAGAGCUGGCCGAGGCUUUCUCGCCGGCUCCGCAGGAGACCCUGAAGCAUGGGUCAGAGCUUGACCCCGCCGUCGACAGCAUGUUGCACGUGAUCUCCGAUGAUUCGGACAUUCAUAGCCUCAUCUCUAGUGACUUUAAAGGCUGGGAGGAACAGCAUCCAAGCACAAGCUAUAUCUGCGAUGGUGAACCCUUCAUCUACGGCCUGGGCCGAAGCAUGAUAUCUAAGACAGAAAAGGAGACGGAAGUAGCUCCUCACUGGGCCUGCUGCACACCGGCUAAGCAUCCCUGUAGGAGCCAGGAUGUCAUAGAGAUCAAUGACUCUCCCGAAUCCGUCCGUGAUCCAACCAUGUCUCUGAUGCAUUCUGGAGUUCUGCUUACCAACGGUAACUCUGACGAACAGUUUACCGUACAGGAAGAUGAAUACAAUGACGGUCUACAGCCUACGGACGAGGGGGUAGACCCUUGUAUGAUUUACGAGACUGUGGAUGGAGAGAAUAUGGUUGUUCUGGCUAAUGAGCAUUGCUGUGAGAUUAUCGUGGCCACACAGGGCGUGGCCAACGAGCAGGAGUUCGCCCGAGCCAUCCUUAUGGCCGGCAAUGGUUCGACCGGAGCACUAAUUGGCCUUCUGCCUGAGGAAAGACAUGCGGACGAGCUUAACGUGGCCGAGUACAUUGAAGCGGAGAUGGUGGAGGAGGAUUUGGGUGGCAACGAGGCGCGCGUUUCGGCCGGUAACAAUGUAUACCUUAGCGAUGCAGCGUUGGAACAGCCGCUGGUGCACCAGGAUCUGGUCGAAGACGAGGAGAACGAAAACGCAACGUUUGUGGACGAUACACCAAUGGAAGAAGAGCGUCCUGACAUCUGUCAGGUGUAUGAUGACGAGCUGGAAGACCACGACCAGGACGAAGAGAACGAGGUCUGCAUCAUCCAGCACACUGCACCAGCUGAGCCGGCCGAAGCUGAACAGGAGGUGACGCCCAUGCAACUGGUGUCCAAGAAGCUGCCCCGCGAACACAGCAGCCCCACAGAGUUCCCGGUCAGUUCCUCGUCAAUGCCAAACGCUAGUUACAACUACGACUAUGAUGAUGACCUGAUGCUGGCCCACACCCCGCUGAAGCGCAAGUAUCCGCCUCUUAUGAAGAACACACUCUACGCCGAGGCUAUGGACCGGAGGUUGGCAAGCAUCUGCCAGGCGCAACCACAAAUGAGUCCGGCUGAGAAGGUCUCCAGUUGGGAGACUGCAUUCAGCAACGAGUGUGUUGCCGUGGAAGAUGUGGAAAGCUUUCAGGCUGACUUUGAGAGGCACGAAGCUACUGCUGCGCCUCUUAAACAGCACAGCUUUAUGGAGUUUCGCGAAUCGCUGGUGCGGAACUUGGAGAAGAUCAGCCGAGAUAUUAUGCAAGUCUCGGACGAGUCAACUCAAGAGCAGGCCAGCUCCCAGUCAGCGGAGCGUGUAGUGCAUCGGCGCUUACUCCAUGUUAUGCCCACCGAGGAGACCAUUGUUCUGGAUGACGAUGACGAGGACGAUUGCUACGAGGUUAUGGAUAUGGACAAGGCCUCCGUCGCCACUCUGAUACCCGAAGAUGAGCUGAUGCAGGCGGAUCAGGCACCGGAAGGCGAGGAAGUCAUAUUGCCUAUUGAUGAAUGUGAACAGAGGCUGGUCACUAAAGAGACCUCAACUAUAGAUCUGGACAGUAGUGCGCCUGCACCUACAGCAGCGUUGUCUGCUCCGCAUUUGGAACGCAUGACGCCGAUUUCCUCUGCUCCGCCUCCCUUCUGCACUUCUGCUUCUGUUCCUAUUCCUGAAAGAAGGUCAGAAGUUGUGGAUCCCGAUCCAAGGGAAAUUGCUGCACCGUCUUCCUCAGACCGACAACUAUCCAGUGUUGUACUCGAUGUAAUGCGGCAACAGGUGCAGAUGCAACAGCAAUUUAUGGAUCAUAAGCUGCAUCAACAGCAACAGCAGUCACACCAGCAGCAUAUGUAUCGCUACCAGGAUCUUCCGGAGGCGCCACCGAAUAAUCAUUCGGUAGAAAUACCGUUGGAUAUGGACGGAGAUCAAGAGCCACGUUACAUCAACAACUGUCCCACCAUGUUUUACGAGCAACAGGAGUUUUGUAACUAUUUGGGUCUCACUGAGCUAGCCACGGCUAAUGCGGUGGCCACAGCAAUGCGCGAACUGGCCAACAGCACAGUGGCACGGCGCUCGCUGCGUGUACGACCCCAGCAACAGCUAGACAGGAUGCGAAGCGAUGUUCGCGGCAAACGGCGGGAUAGGGAACGGCAGCAGGAUAAGGAAAAAAAGCAGCCAGCAGUGACUAGCAGCAGCAGCGAGCCUAGUCACUCCGACAAAGAGGACAACCCGCUGCCUGAGGGAGCCAGGUCUGUUCCAGGGGCUGAGGCGGAACUGAAUUUUGUCUGUUCGCUGCCCUCCAUGAGUGCAGAUCAGGAGCAGCUUCAGAAGGGAUAUUAUUACCCGGUGCAAGGAAAUUACUCCGAUAUUCGGGACCAGUCGCCCGGCCAGGAGCGCUGCACGUCUUUCAAGCAGCAGGAGAGUCAAAGGUCACCAUAUCAAAGGGAGCGACAUCGACAAAGAUCUUCCCGGGAAAGCGAAGCUCAUGUGGACCCGGAGGUAGGCAAAGGGCAGCAGGAGGAAGGCAACAAGCGAGCACUGUCCGUUGAGGCUGCCUUCGCAAAAAUCUACAACGCAGCCGCGCCAGCCCAGUCCAAGGUCCUGCAGAGCAUGCAGCAACGCCUGCGCCAGGCGCGCGAGACCAAGCCCUCGAUCUACAUCAUUAAGGCGACCAACAAUGAACCAGCGCAGCUGACACAGUCCCCCAAGCAGUCAUCACCCGACCGACUGAUCGAUGAUGCUGGUAAAACUAGUGUUCCGCGUCCUUCUCCCGUGAUCACUCCGGCGAAAGCAAGUCCUGUGAAGGCCGCGUCAGCAAAGAGUGUUCCACCUCAAGCUCCUACACAACCUCGAAUACCAAAGGCGCCUAAGCUAAGAAAAGCUGAAACUGCCACGCAACGUCGACGCACCACCGUUACUGCUACCACUGUUUCGGCAAAACAGGUUCGCAUUCGGGAUCUUGUAACCCGCUCCACCACCCAUCUCAACUCAAAGCUCCUACGUAACCGCAAGGUAAAUCUGCUCAAGAGCUACGCCCUUUCGGACGAGAUGGCCCAGGGACGCGGCAAGCGAUUGAGUGGCGGCAUCAUCACCAACACCACGACCACCUCUCAUGGUGUAAAAAAGGGUCACACGUCCAAGAUGGUACGGGGAACGGGAUUGAAGAGACCCAAAGAAGUAGGGGACAAAAAAUUGCCCGAACAGUAUCGCCUGCAGGAGCAGCAAGUGGUACCUCCUAACACGCCUCGGCAGAUAGUAAGGAGUGUCAAGCCCAUGGCGAAUGCCAAGACGAGUGCAAGGAAGCCUCCGCCCCUCCGUAUAACUAAACGCACUAAGCGUUCACGCGCCAAAUCAUUGCCGACAGCCUUGGAAGGGGUUUCAGUUUACGCCCCAGUCCCUCUUCAUAUUUCUAGUGCUUUAGUAGGCACGGAUGUGCCACCCAAGUUGGAGGCAGCUAUGACCCACCUCCCAAUUCAUUCCGCAUCCCCAGUUCAAACGCCUUAUAGCAAGUCAAUUCUAAUUUACCCCCCUUCGCCAACAACGCCGCCAUCGAAUCCCAAACUGACCGAGCCGUCGCGUGGCCCGUGCCAACAGGCGGGAAGUGGCGAUCGACUUGCUGGGUUAGACGUUCUGAACAUCGAUUCGAUUCCGCCCGGCGGCCUCCUACGACUGAGUGAGGGGUCCUGGGCGCUCUCUAAUCCACUCUCUCAAAAGUAUGGCAGGGUUUUGUACAUGUACUAUGAGCUAGAUCAGCUUAUCGUGCUGCAGGAGAUGUGUAUUACCUUUUGGAAAUACUCAAAAGUCUUAAGCGUAUUGCAUCAGCCGAAGAUCACCUCGCCGGUUAGCAAAUCUCCCGUCCCGUCAAAAUCCCCUCAGCAUCAACAGGAGCAGGAACUGGAUGUGAGGCCGCGAUGGGUGUACCUGGGGAGGUUGCGACGCAUCACGAAUGACACCGAGAUCUUCACACCGUACGGCAGCCGCAUCUGUGUGCACAAUUCAACUCCGGUUUACUUGGAAAUGCAGAGCCGGUCGCUGGACCAUCACAAGCGAGAGGUGAAACUAACGUCGCUGCACAUCAAUGUUUACUACUUUUGUGAGGAGGACCUACGACCCCGGAUGCACUCGGUUCACUUGGACACUGUUAACUGCGAAGGGUCACAUGUGAUCUAUACGAGCAUAGCAGAGUCGCGAUACUUUGUGAUGGCCUGGCAGCAAGAACUUGUGAUGGGCAGACCGCGGUCGGGCAUCUGCAAGUACUCGCUGACGCCUACUCUGGACACGUUGGCAUCCAUCCGCGAGUUUAAGCAGUUGCGGCACGAGCUGCGUCACAUCGAGUGCUUGUCAGAAGAUCGCCUGAUCGGCUAUGGCCAGACACGCGUUACCGUGUGGGAUCACCGCAGUGGCGACACUCUGAUGAACUACGAUCUAGGCCGGCCACUCGGACGCAGUCUUGCCGCCAUGCACUACCCUAGUCUAGACCUGGACCAGAGCAGCAUGCUGAUACUUUUCCAGUACCUCAACGAGCCAGACGAGAGUCCGGCCGAGGUGCACAUCAUCGCCUGUGAGCUGUCGCACGCCACGCCCUCGCACCGCCUGCUCCACAUCCACCGGCUCCCGUCGACCCAAUACGAUGACGCAAUCGAGGCGGUGAAUACUGGGGAUCAUCUAAUCAUUAAGUCUUCUGCAGGCGGAGAGGCCUGGAUAAACACCGCUGAUCCGCGGCAACUGAUCUAUGUGGCGCCUCUGGCCAAUGGAGCGCAACGGUUUUACUCGCGUAACAAGUCUCAGGUGAUAGAGAUGUCACCACAGUCAUUAACAGUAGACAGCAUCACCAAUCACAUGCUCAAGCUGGCCGUCCAGCAGCAGUACCAAUACGAGAUGCCAGUUUAGUGAAAAGUGCACCUAGUAUAUUAUGUUCUUACCCCGCCCAAUGAUUUUAGCUGAAAAGUGUCCCCAUGCCCAUUUAAAAAAGAAACGUAUGACGCCUUAAAUUGUGAACUGUAAGAUCACUUAAUAUUAGUUUUGGUGCUGGUUUGCAGCUCCAAAAUAUGUAGUUCAAAUAUAUCGAAAACUAUCAUAAGCUUUACCCUUUACUCCCAA